Molecule: messenger RNA, 2043 nt
Organism: Aspergillus piperis CBS 112811
Lineage: Eukaryota; Fungi; Ascomycota; Eurotiomycetes; Eurotiales; Aspergillaceae
Product: Zn(II)2Cys6 transcription factor
Exons: 4
Coding region: 1-2043 (680 amino acids)
Biological process (GO): positive regulation of transcription by RNA polymerase II
Cellular component (GO): nucleus
Molecular function (GO): zinc ion binding; DNA-binding transcription factor activity, RNA polymerase II-specific; transcription cis-regulatory region binding
Source: RefSeq, a predicted model, not a curated record
AUGGCUGCAGCCACCAAAAUCCCCGCACGAAGCCUCAAUGGUUGCUGGACAUGUCGUGUACGCCGGAAAAAAUGUGAUGAGACUCGCCCAACAUGCAGCCGAUGCAUUUCCUUGGAUCUCGAGUGUCACGGAUACGGUCCGAGGCCGUACUGGAUGGACAAUGGGGCCCUGCAGAAUGAGCAAGCCUCGAAAUUCCGGCAGAUGGUUAGUCAAGCCCGGUCAAGGAAGAGAAGACAGAAGCUCCUUCUGUCCACUCGCCCAGCAGCCCGCGGUAAGGUCUAUCCUUUCUUUAAUGUAGCCCAAGACGAAAUGCAGGGUCUAACCCGAGACAGUAAUGCGGCUGCCCUGAAUAAUAGUACGCUGGCGUGCAGCACCAUGCCUCUCAAUCAGCUCCCCACCCCUGGAGGCACCUCGGUCUUCCCUGAGGAGGACUAUGCCACGUUCUCCAAGCAGUUGGAAUGGUCGCAGAACCCUUCGUCUCCCUCCUCGUCUGUAGAAGGUCUCCUCACCCCAAACGUGCUGGAAAUGCAAGAGCCCGGGAUUGCAUGGGGUGAUAUGGUGACAUCGGACGAUUUUGGCUUGGCCUUGAGUAAAACCGCCCUGUCGGAUCUGGAUGACUUUAUGUGGAGCGCAUCCCUGGAUAGUCCCCACAUACAGAAAGACCCUACUUUGUCUCCUGAUCCGACAAACCUGCAACCGACGUCGGGAAUGCAUAUGCUUGCAGCUGCAACCUGCGGACAGACCAUCUCGUGGCCCAUGACCCCUGUUGACCCAAUUUCGGGAAGCAAGUCCGAGGAUGAGUUACUGAUGCACUACUUGGACCGGGUCUUCUACAUCCAGUAUCCGUUCUACCAUACCCAAGACCGACAAGGAAGAGGCUGGCUUCUCUCACUUUUGCGGCGCAUCGAGCCCGCAUACUAUGCCAGCCUGGCUCUCAGUGAGCUCGACUUGCUCUCGACGUCGCUUCCUCAAAGUGAGCUCCCGGCACGACUGACGCAGCUACGUACCAAAGAUGGCUAUUACGACCUAGCCCUUCAGGGAAUGCAGUGCAUCAUGGCUGACUCGUUCAGCUGGAAUGCACAGAGUCAAUUUACGCGCAAUCUCGAGGGACUCGUUUCAAUACUUCAGCUUUUGUAUUGGGAGAUACUUGCUGGCGGAACCAAGAACUGGCAAUGGCUUCUUCGGCUGGCCGGCAAUCUGAUGCCUGCAUUCAUACAGAUGCAGAUGUCUUCUACAAUUCAUGACGCAUCUGGUCAGGUCUGCCCAAGUUUACCGCUGGACAAUCAGAGCCCGUCCUCCGAAGACGACUGUACUGCGAAACUCCUCCUUGGCUCUUUUGUGUCGUUGGAUAUAAUCGCUUCUGCUUCUACCCGGCGUGCUCCCUUUCUGGAAAUUGAUCAUGUGCAGAUGUUAGACCAUUUCGGGAUUUCUCUAGAAAUUCUAAUGGGGUGUCGGAACUCAAUCAUGGCCCUAAUCUCAGAGGUUUCCGCGCUGGAUCGAUGGAAGAAAGAGGCCGAGGCGGCUCGUAAGCUCAGCAUCAUUGAAUUAGCACAGCGUGGUGGGCAAUUGGAGGAGCACCUACGACGGGAACUCGCCGAUCUCGAGCAAGUGUCCGCUCCAGGGUCACUAUCAGCAUGGGGUUCCUCUGCCACCCCGGGUGGUUCCCGGGCUCACCGCAGCAUUAACAAGGCGUUUGGGCUCGGAGCCAUCGCCUAUCUCCACGUUGUGCUAUCCGGGGCUCAUCCCGAGCUGCCGGAGAUUGCGCAAACUGUUUCCGAAGCCAUUAUUGUGUUCCAGAUGCUUCGCGAUCAGCGACUCCUGUCGAGUGUGGUGUGGCCAUUUUGCAUCGUAGGCUGCUUAGCGCAGCCCGAUCAACGGCCUUCAUUCCGGGAGCUCUUCACGACGGCGGAGGCCACAGUCGGAACACUGGCAGAGGCGUCUCGAGUAAUGGAGGAGUGUUGGCAGGCAAGGAAAGGUCGGACAUCAGAUUGCGAUUGGGUUUCGGUGAUGAAUGAGCGCGGAGAUUAUGUGCUGCUUCGAUAG